CGUUUGAUUUCUAUACCGACUCCCUUGCCUCUGAGUACGACUCACACCAACCGUAUAUAAGGAUGACAUCAUCAACACGUCGAAAGAACAUGAAACGCCAUCUAUGUAUAGCCACCAAAGACACACCAAUGACAUUUAUCAGGAAUGUUAAUAAACAGUCUGAUACAUCACUUAUUAACCCACACCACGCCAACCGAACCGUUCAACGCCCACUACAAGCGGAUUCAGGCGCAAACAUGUCAGCCACGAAUCAAAUGGACAUACUACAUGGCUACGCAUCAUACGCAGUCCCGGAAUCAGUUGGUGUAUUCUCCACUGAUCCCUCACAUAACCACACGCUUAGCGCACUCGGCGAGGGCUAUAUUAAACUGAUCUCAGAUCAAGGAACAGUGAUGCGUUGGAAAACGCUCUAUACGCCCCACUCCACGGGAACUGUACUUUCUCCUGAUCACUACCAGAACUCACGUAAACUCUACGGGUUUAUCCAGGACGGACAUGCUAACAGCAAAGGAUCAGUACGCUUUAUAAACCAACUAAGCAAUACAGUUGAAUCGAUUCAAACUAUCCGGACUCGCAAUGGACUUUGGUAUACGACAAACAGAGUCCUCCUUGCCAACUCAAAGGAAGAGGAGCAUAUUGCGAAGGAGCUCCGCGAUUACUCAUCGCAACACGCCCAAAUCCACUCGCUUUCCCACAAUGAAACUCACGGUAAGACCAAAGGUAAGAUAUGGUCUACUGGCCUUUCCAAAGCACUAAAGAACCUAGAACUAUGGCACCAACGCUAUGGACAUAUAGCGCCAUCUACUCUCGUUAAAACACAACGUGUUGUCGAAGGCAUUCCCCCCCUCCCCACUGCAACACCAUACUUUAGAUGCCCUUUCUGUGAAAAGAGCAAGAUGACCAAAUACACAGGAAAAACAAAACCAGGAAAGGAACAGAUUAUCCCCAUGCAAACACUCCACAUGGAUCUUUCUUUUGUCAGCGGACCACCGAACCUUCAGGGUGUUCUCCACAAGAAUGAUAAACCACUCCCUACCGUCAAACGUAGCCGACAGGGCCACAUUGGUUUCCUCACGAUUAUAGAUGCGGCCACACGCUAUCUCUGGACAUUCCCCAUUAAAUCCAAGGAACCCCCCAUUCACAUUGUUGAAGCUUUCCUCACCAAACACGGCAUAAAACAAAGCAACCCCCACUCGGCUAUUGUCACCACUACCAAUGACGGAUAUCUUGCCCGCUCUCGUACCUUCAAGAACUCCGUCCAGGCACAUGCCUACACACUCACACCCGAAGAUACCAACCACUUCGUGGGCCUCCUCCCCGCCUACACCGACUGCACCAUCAUGACAGAUGGUGGUGGUGAAUUAUCUAACUCAUCCAAGUUUACAAGUACUGCAAGCAAACAUGGUUAUGAAACAAUCACUACAGCCGCUGAUGCAUCCUCCCAAAAUGGCCUAGUCGAACGCCCCCAUAGAACACUAAAGGAACGCAUACGAUGCCUCCUUUAUGCUGCAGGUCUGGGCACUGAAUACUGGACAGAUGCCCUCCUCCAUGCAACAUGGCUCUAUAACCGAACCUACCACUCGGCUAUCGAUCUGACACCAUACCAGCUCUAUACUGGCACCAUCCCACUCAUGGACAGCCUCAUUACCUUUGGAUCGAAGAUUACUGCCAAGCGCCCUGGCUACAGACCAACCACUACACACCCAUGGACAUAUGAUGGUAUCUUCCUGGGCUAUGGCCGAACCACAGACAAUAUCAAGUACUUCGAUAUCCACACAAACACGGACAAAACUGCCCGCCACGACUCUAAGGAUGAACUACACUAUGGAGCAGACCCCUCUCAACGAUCCCCCGCAGGUGCUCACCUCAUGGAGACGUUUUGUGAAGACCAUCAUGACAACCACAGCACUAACAAGGGCCCGGACCCCACGGAAAUACAUCUAAAAGACCCACAACACCGUGACCCCGGCAACAUCAUUGCGGAAAUACUACAAGAUUCACCACACCCAUACACAGCUGCGGCCGCAGCUAAAGUGGCAGCACAACUGUCUCCUGCAACACGAAUCCACCGUACUAAAUUCGAACGCCCUGAUCUUACACUACUUCAACAAGAACUUUCCACCCUUGAUAUAUCCACUAACAUGUAUAUGCAUGAGACAACACACACACUCCCUCUUAAUAACGUCCCCUCCAUCCACCCCACCAUGGGAUUCAUUGUCAGCAGUCACCCUGACAUAACACACGCCAUCGAACUAUCAUCUAUACAACCAGGCUCUAUUGCUCACUCACGGAUCCGUGGAUGGAAGAGACGCCUUCGAGGCACCAUCAUUACUAAAGUAGGGGAUACUCCGAUACACACUCGCCACGACAUCAUUGAUGCUAUUGCAGCUGCUAAAACCAAUCGACAAUCCACUAUCACCUUUACGUUUGGAUCCCUCAUAGGCUUUGCCAUGAGUGGAGAAGGUACACCAACACUACAGGCCGACCAACUCAAUGUGAUUGCUCAUCACCUUCACAACAUCAAUCACAACCAAGACCUGUGGCAAAAUAAAGCAUCCUGGCCACAUCCUAUAGAYUCCCCAGAAAUGCAAGCUGAACGWCUCCAGAUAUCUAAACUAACCAGACGAAAACUCAUGCAAACACCACAAUGGGAUGGCUUCCUUCACUCAGAAUGGAAACAACUCAACCGGUACCACAAGGUUGGAAUGUUUGGUGAUCCAGUUCCUGUCACAACAGAUAUGACAGUACUCCCCUGGGUCUGGACCUAUAUUGAAAAAGAGAACCCACUCACUGGUAUCAAUGAGCCCAAAUCGAGGGGCACUUGUAACGGUGGAAAACGCUAUGGAAAAGCAGUUACUCUUGCAGAGACAUAUGCAGCCUGUGUGGAACAGCCAAUUCACCGCCUCACAUGGGCCCUGGCAGCCGCGUUAAAUCUCAUCUGUAUAGGCUACGAUGUAGGCAAUGCAUUCGCAGAAGCCCCGGCUCCCAAAUCACCGUUUUACAUGAAGGUUGAUGCACCCUUCCACCAAUGGUGGACAGAAUGCCUCCACAAAGCCCCAAUCCCAGAGGGCACAGUUAUCCCCAUCCGAAAAGCACUACAGGGCCAUCCUGAAGCCCCCAGGCUCUGGGACAAAUAUAUAUCGAAAAUCCUAAUUACAGACUUGGGAUUCAAACCAACAACCCAUGAACCAUGCCUAUACUUUAAGCACACUGACCACGGCCUCACUCUUGUCCUUAGACAAGUGGAUGAUUUUCUCAUUGCCAGCGCUAAAGCCUCCACGUGCGAUGCGGUACGGGCCCAGAUACAACAAAGAAUGACUAACCCCCUCAAUGUACUGGGCACAAUACGUAAAUUCAACGGUAUCCAUGUUGAUCAAACACGGCAUUACAAUCACCUACACUGCAGCACAUAUAUUGAAAAGAUCACUGCUCACCACGGCUGGACUUCCACGAAACCCACCCGUAAACACCCUACUCCAAUGAAUGAUUCCCCUUCAUACCAAAAACAGCUCCAACUUAGCAAAGGCCCAACAGAUCCCCUAGAAGCCAUUCGUUUACAACAAUCCCAGGGAUUCAACUAUCGACAGUGCAUAGGAGAACUGAUCUAUGCCCUUACAAUUUGUCGAAUAGACAUUUCUAUAGCUGUUAUCACACUAAGCCAACACUCACACUGCCCCGCAAAGAUACACUACGAGGCUGUAAAACACCUGUUCCUUUAUCUCCUUGCCACUAAGACAGAAGGCCUCACAUAUUGGCGCCCUGAACCACGGAUGGACCUCCCUGUAAUGAAUGCUCCCACUCCGUACUCCAGAGCUCCCAACCUCCACAAAUUCUAUCAGACACCGGAUCCCCUACUCAUUCAUGGAUCCUGCGACACAACUUGGGCCUCUGACAGACUGCAACGACGAUCCAUGGGUGGUGUAAUAAUGAUGUUAGCAGGAGCAGCGGUCUAUUACAGAACAAGACUGCAACCAACCAUUGCUCAAAGCUCCACCGAAGCAGAAUUCACUAACAUGGCAGAUGCGGGAAAGGCUGCACUAUACCUCCGGUGGAUUCUCCAGGAACUACAGCUCCCACAAACACAACCAACACCAAUUCUAGCGGAUAAUCAUGGAGCCAUAAGAAUGGCGAAUGCACACCAACCUACACGUCGUACACGACAUGURGAAAUGAAGCACUUUGUUAUAUUACAAUGGACUGAUGAUGAACACAUACAAUUCGUUAAAACACGGUCAGAUGAAAAUUACAGCGACUCACUGAGCAAACCGACGGGCCGAACCAAAUUCUAUGAACACACAGAUAUCUUCAUGGGACGAGUUCAACCCCGUUAUACGCACUUUGACGACUCCUACGUGUCAGACACACAACAACCCGCAAAUAUUGAGGAUACAGCAGGUUUCCAGGACCACCAAAAUACUAAAGUUAUACACCAUACAACAUGCUGUUCCACUUGCAAUCUAAAUCCUCUCCAAGAUCUCAUUCUUGACUCACUCGAUUCUUUAGAUUCUGCAAGUGCGGGUGGGUGUGAGCCUAAUACACGUAGAACACUUAAAUCACGAGUGAAUAGGGAGUAACUCACCACCUCCACUCACUCUUUAUUGUAAACACGUAAUUAUACGGCACUAAAGAGCAAUCGUAUACUUUGCAACGAAUUCUCCAUUUCUUUUUUGGUUUUGAUUGUCCCAUCCUACCGGUACACACAUACAUGUUGCUCACAACGGGAAAAGAUCGAGUUACUUUCCGGUGCGGUACAGUAUUACCUAUGGAUCAUAUCUAUGUACCAUAUGUAUUUGUACCAUACUUCGACCCGAGCGCGGCUUCACUCUGCCUCUCAUCACUGGAGCAUCGGAUGAUGGACAGACCAUAAAGCACCCGAACGAAACGCAUUCCAUUCCUUUUCCCGGUAGGAAACAAACAAGCAUCGYGUGUGCCAUGCGAGAACCACAGCGAUCUGCGACUCUGCACCUAGGGACAACCGACCGAGCCAAGCAAAGAGCGACAACCAAACAAACCAACCAACCAACAAGAAACAAAAAGAACACAAGAUGGUGGUUUCCGACUGGAUCUCGAGCUACAAGGUCUGCAAGGUCCUGAGCCUGGAGGAAUCGGGCGGAAAGGGAACAAAGACCCUCAAGAUCUGCGAGGUCGACGCCGGCGGCGGUCCGGGAGCCACGAUYARGGUCGCCACGGUGGCCCCGAACGUCCGGGAGGGCUCCCGYCUCGCGGUCGCCCCCGUCGGGUCCACCGUACUGGACGGGUCGGGCGAGCCGKUGGUGGUCMAGAAGACGAMCGUGGGGGGCCACCCCUCGGAGGGCAUCUUUUGCGACUCYARGAUGCUGGGCUGGGAGGGGGGGUCYKUCGGGAUCGCCGCCCGGAUGGACGAGGCCCUGGAGCUGGGGGCGGCUCCGCCGGCCCGCAAGCCGCGGCCGGCCGGGAGCGGCGGGCCUUCMRGGGAGGCCCUCCMAGAAUCCACCGYCGAGGGCCUCUUCAAGAAGAAGCYCACCAAGGAGGAGAAGAAGAAGCUCGCCGAGGAACGAAAGGCCGCCCGCAAGGCCAAGAAGGCCGCGAAGGAAGAAGCCGCGGCCGGGGGAGAGAAGCAAGAAUAGGCAGC
Molecule: messenger RNA, 5611 nt
Organism: Pseudo-nitzschia multistriata
Lineage: Eukaryota; Bacillariophyta; Bacillariophyceae; Bacillariales; Bacillariaceae
Source: the annotation of a GenBank genome assembly